This is a messenger RNA of Motacilla alba alba, 3917 nucleotides long. Its product is annotated as putative protein FAM172B. Gene Ontology annotation, biological process: regulatory ncRNA-mediated heterochromatin formation. Bases 1929 to 2993 code for a protein of 354 amino acids. NCBI's taxonomy places the organism in Eukaryota, Metazoa, Chordata, Aves, Passeriformes, Motacillidae. The transcript is spliced from 2 exons. Gene Ontology annotation, molecular function: siRNA binding. Gene Ontology annotation, cellular component: nucleus. The record is from RefSeq and is a predicted model, not a curated record.
CUUGUGUACACUCCCAGAGUGAAAAAGAUUUCCAUCUAUGAUGAUGACAGAUUUUACAGAAGAGCAUACGGGGUGAGGAGGGAAAGACACUGAGAGGUGGUCCCCAGCAUACCACUCCAAGGAAAGUGCAUCUACCUAUUCCUAAUUCUUACAGAAAGCUUUCUGCCUUUCUUCAUACACAUCUUUCCUUAAAAUCUGUCCAUUUUUCUCCCACCUUGUCUCAUGGGAACAACUGGAAUGUGGGUAGCUUCUUUCCCACUAAGUAUUAUCUCUUUUGCAUUAAUUGCCCACAUUUCAGUAGUAUAGCAGACUGUUUUCCCAUCUCCUUUGUGUCUUUUGUACCUUCCUGCAGAAUGAAAAAAUCGUAGAUGAAUGGGUGCCCUUGCAUUUUCUUUGUGCUGUUUCCAUUUCAAGAAACUGGCAAGACAGUAAUAAAUGGAUUAUAUAUCAUAGCAUAUGAUUUUUACCCUUUUUCUACGUGUACUGAUUAUAUGAGAUAAAAAAGGAGAAAGUAUAAUUUUCUAGCCUGCUCUCUAUUAUUUAGAAGCCAGGAAUGACCAUGAAGAGAGGACUUAAUAAUACUGGCCCAGUGGAGAUUACUCAAAAGGGAAAUACAUAUGGUGGUGUUAUGUUGAAAAGCAAAAAUGUGUUUGUUUUGUUCUGUUUUUUGUUUUGUUUUGUUUUGUUUUUAUUUAGGAGUGUAAGAAAUAAUUUUCAAUCUAAGCACCUUUCCUCAAAGAAACUUGCAUUCCUUGAAAGAGCUGGGUUCCAAAUCAAGUUGCUUACAUGAAAAUAUUCAGAUCACUUUUUGUCCUAGUAUUAGCUUUAUCAAAUGGUACAGUGACUUUUAACAUGGAAUGUAAUUUACUGUGUUCUAUAAAACUUCUUUUAGUUCAGCAAGAAAAUCUUAAAGGUCUACAGUCUAACUUGCCAAAUAUAACUUGAUUCAGACCAUUUAUAGGAAAAAAAAAAAAGUUACUAUUCUAGGACUUAACUCCUGUAAAGGUAGGAUUCUGACCACACCAAAGGUUAUAUCCUGUUUGCUGUUCUACAGCCAGUGACAGUCAGUAGUAGAUCAAAGAAUUACUAGGAAAAUAGAAGGUUAUGCUAAGCUUAAUUUUUAAGCUGCACAAAAAUCACUUUCUGGUAUAAUUCAUAUCAGUCACUAGAGGUAACCUAAAAUUGGAGACCUCAAUCCAACCUCAUGAUAGUUUGCUGCCUGGACUUUCUUUUCUCCUGCUCCUGGAUCACAGUGGCUAGUUUAUUCUGUCAUCCAUUCCUCUGUUUCCAUGUGGCAAGUGCUUGCAAGGAUGAAUGACUAGAGUGAUUAGCAGAAAGCAAACACAUACAUGUAUUACCUGUUCUAGUGCAGUUGAAGGUAGAAGAACAUGGAGAGUAUGCUGGUACACUAAAACAGGAAGGUUGCUUAGUAAAUGCAGCUUAUUUUCUUUAAAAACUCAGGAUCGGCUUAUGACGCUUGGACUAUUUCCAGCUGCCUAGGCCUGUAUUUCAAAGCUGGCCUUGAAACUCAGUGGAGUUCCAAGAUAAUGGCUAGGAGACAGCACAAUAAAAGUUGUUCAAGUGAACAAUGAACCAUGUGCCUCCUUCUUAAAGCCUUUAAUUCAAACUACCUUAAAUAGAUCUUUAAAUAAAAAUACUACUUACAAAUUUUAACUACCAAACUGAAAUAAGGUGUAAUAAAGGCAGAGGAGUUACUGCUGUUGGAAAUUUGCAACUGACAUUUCUAAGAGAUUUUAGAAGCAGCUGGUUUGCUAUACAUCACCAGGAAAUACUCUGGUUCAACAAGUAUUUAAUUUGUAACAGCUUUUAAAUCUGAAUGCUAAUGCAGGGGGGUGGGUAGACGGGUGUUGUGUGGAGGUCUAUCACUACUUUGAUAUAGCAGUCUUCUUAAUUUGUAGUGGUUACAAAUGCAGCGUGAACUCAGUUUGAGGAAACUAACAGAGGGUUCAGAGUAUCAAGAGGAACUAAAAUAUGACUUCGAUAUAAAAGGGGAACUGAGGCACCUGGAUACAAAUGAGUCCUUUAUUUUCAAUUACUACAAGAAUGGACAUGAGCAGAAUCAUAAACGCUAUGAAGUUCUGGGACAUUCUAUUACCCAGUAUGUUUAUGAGCUCCUGGAAAGAGUCUGCAUGCUGCAGAAGGUUUAUAUUCCUACUGACGCCACAGAGGAUGAACCAAGAAGCUUCUUUUUCAUGAGCAAGGAUGCAUUAACAAGUUCCUCUAGCCUGAUUAUCUUUCUUCAAGACCAUGGAGUUUUUUGUGCUGGACAGUGGGGGCGAAGGGCAAUUGUCAGCGAGGGCCUGAAACAUGGAACACAAAUACCAUUCAUCAAAAUGGCCCUGCAGAGCCACUGGGAAGUGAUUGUACUGAACCCCAAUGACAAUUUCACUGAUCUGAACACUGCAAAAGAGAGACUUUCUGCCAGGGAAGAAGGGCUUACUUUUACACAGUCUGUCUGUUGGAUCCCCAAAAGGGGCAGCAGGAGCCCUGAAGAGCAUACUGUGUAUGUAUGGGAUCAUUUCAUUGCAAAGAGUGCAGCCAGGAACGUGGCCUUCAUUGCCCAUGGCUAUGGUGGGUUGGUGUUCGUUGAUCUGCUGGUGCAGAGGAAAUGUGAGGUGAUGAAUAAAGUGUACUCUGUGGCGUUCAUCGACUCUGCGCACAACAUGCAGCACCAGAGCGGACAUGAUCCAGAAAUACAGGAAUGGAUGCACAAAAACUGCCGAGAAUGGGUGUCAAACAGUAAACCCCUAAAUAAAACUGUGCACUUUCUCACGAGAGUAAAUUGUCCUACUUUCUCUGCUGGAACAGAAAAGUAUGGUUUAGCACCCUCCUGCUGCUUACAGCCCAUCUUUAAGUACUUGAAGAGCAUGCUGAAAGCCAAGAUCACAACAGCCUUGAGGAAUUCACCUGUUGCAACCAGAAGCAGCACAAGAAAGAAGAGAGGCAAUAAAGUUACACUGGUUUGUUCUUGAUAAUAGUCUCUUCCUUUCAUAAGUGCCUCUCCACCUUUCAGUCACUUAAGUACCUUCAUCUUGCUGUGGAGAAAUUCACAGUUCUAAGUUUGAAACUAUGUUUGGUUUUGAGAAGAAAAACACAGAAGUUAACUAUUAGGAAAGACAUGCAUUGUCGAAAGCCUUAAGCCACAACCCUUUGGCUAGCUGUGAAAUUUAAAGUUGAAUUAAAGAUGUUAAGGUAUACGGACUCUCAUCUGUCAUUUUCUAUAAUAAACAUUCUAUAGUUUUGGCUCUAUAAUCAGACUAAACCAUCAGGAAAACAUUUGUUUAAGUGCUUAGCUUCAUUAGAAGGCCAAAUCUGGAAUAGCAAAAGCAUCUAUAAACAAUCUGUUUCCUCCUAUGCACCAUGUAUUGUUUAAAAUCUUUCAAGAUCUACCUUCCUCCUUGAAACAUUUACUGUUAAGCUGAACAAUGCUUCGUGGAAGUACAUACUACUACCUUCCCUCCAGUCAGAGCUGGAGGGAAGGAAACAUGACACAUGGAGGUAAAAUAAUUUCCAUUUUAAAGCCAACUAAGCGAGUGAGAAUACUGGACAUGAGCUGCUGUAGAUACAGUAGUCUGGCAACUUGCAGUUACCAAACUGAUGCAAAGGAAUGACACUGCUGCUUCCUCUAAGCUGUUUAACUUUAGACAGAGGUGGGAAAUACAGUUUUUAAAUUUACAUACUCAAGGUGUGUAAUGUGUACAAGCAGAAGUUUAAAUAAUCUUUAAAAUGAAUGUAGACAAAAGAAUUAUUCUUAAUUUCCAGUUCAAAACCAUGAGAAUCAAAAGUGUUCAAUGGCCACAAAAAAGGAUCCUUUGGACGAUGACAAAACCUUCUCCUACAAGUGUGGAACAUUCCAAUCUCAGUGAAAAAAGCUGUUGAACAGUAGUAAUGGGUAU